Molecule: messenger RNA, 1704 nt
Organism: Parascedosporium putredinis
Lineage: Eukaryota; Fungi; Ascomycota; Sordariomycetes; Microascales; Microascaceae
Source: the annotation of a GenBank genome assembly
AUGUACUAUGAUUGGAUUACCUCAUUGCCAACUGCCCCUGGUCUUGUCCUGGUCUUGUCCUGGCCUCGCCGGCCGCCCGAUCCCCGCCUGGCCAACCGUCGCGUCAUCCGCAUCGUCGGAGGCCUGGCCUUCUCCUUCGUCAUCAUCGUGCUCUUCACCCUCGCCGGCAGCAUCCCCACCGGCCCCAGCCUGUCCGAGUACGCCUCCAACAAGUUCCCCCCCCUUCCGGCCCCCGUCCACCCGCCCCCGAGGCAGAAGAACGACACGUACGAGGAGGCUUCGUGGUGGGCCGACUGGAAGUGGCUCGUCCCCUUCUCCUCCUCCCUCACCCUCGACGAGGACCGCUCCCUCCUGCCCCCGCUGUCCGACCUGGCUACCAAGGAUGCCGAGAGCGAGCUUCUGCUCAUGUGGCGCAUGGCUUGGUGGGCCAAGGGCUUCCGCCCCGUCAUCCUCACUGCCGCCGAGGCCACCAACAACCCCCACUACGAGACCCUGCAGCACGUCCAGGUCGAGGACGCCUUUAAGCCCGAGCUGAUGCGCUGGCUCGCCUUUGAGAACAUGGGCGGCGGCCUCCUAUCUGACCCCGCCCUGCUUCCUAUGGGCGCCUACGACGAUAGCCUCAUCUCCUUCUUGCGCCGCCGGGCUGGCGAGUACCCGGCUCUCACCACCUGGGCCGGCCUCGACGGUGGCCUCUACGCCGCCACCAAACAGCAGGCCGCCGACUUCCUCCAAGAGGUCAUGGAAGCUGACUUGUCCAAGCCCACCCACCCCGACAACCUUACCGAUCUCGUGCGCCCCGAGUCCAUCAAGUCGUACCCCAAGGUUGCCGACGCCGUCAAGAAGGACGGCGCCAAGGGCUUGCUCGCCCUCCGCGACCUCAUGAACGCCCACUCCCACAUCAUGUGGCAGAAUCUCUUCUCCGACGGCAUCGCCAUCCUCAAGCCUCUGCCCCGUCACACUACCCUCGCCACCGAGGACGCCUGGCAGCUCGGCCACAUGCUCGCCAACUGCCCCGAAUCUCCCCUCCCCGACUCGUGCCCCCUAACCUGCCCAAGUGCGUGCCCUGCGAGGGCCGACUCGAAGGUCAAGGUCACCACUCCGGAGCGCUACGUCAACUCCUCCACUGUCUUUACAGUCGCCACCGUGCUCCACCCCUACACCCUCGUCACCCUCGACAACGUCAAGGAGACCCUCACCGUCGACUGGGUGCGCCGCCAGAUGGCCCGCGACCCCUGGCUCUACGAAACCACGCUAGAACUCCUCGGCACCAAGGUCGGUUCCGGUGUCCGCGCUAUGCGCAUCAAGGAGGCCAUUGCCGGCACCGAAAACACUGGCCCCCCUCCCCAACCCCGGCGGCAAGCCGUCCGACGCCGAUUCCCCGAGGAAGCCGACCCCGAGGCCGAGCAGGGCUCCUCUGCCGAGGCUGAGCUCGAGCGCUCCCUCCUCCUCAAGGCCCUCGGCGUCGUUGCCAGCCCCGGCAAGGACGAGAGCCGCCUGCGCGACGCCGUCGAGGCCUGGAACCUUGGCGAUACCGAAGCUUGGAAGUUUGCUCGCGCCUUCCUCGCCCGCCAGACCGUCGAGCGCGUCACCUGGGAGGCCGAGGAGUCCCAGUACGGCGAGGGCGCCGGCUCCGAGGGCGGUCGCCACACAUUUGACCGGUGGGUUGAUAAGCUCGAGGAGAAGCUGGAUCGUAUCCGGCAUUAG